AGUAGAGGAUCCAAAAUGGAGGAAUUUUUCGGGUUUAUUAAAUGUGUUGUGACUUUACUCUGGGUGAAAACUGCUCCAGAGGGGUUGGUUUGCAGGCAGUUAGGAGACGAUAUAAACAGGUUCGGGAAAUAAACUGUGGGGAAAUCUUGUCUCUUAGCAACUGGACAAAGUCAACAAUCUUGUUAACUUUUUUUUAUGAGCAAAAUUUUGUACAGUGGUGACCAACAUGUUUAGGAAAGUAAAAAGAAGUAAAGUUGACAGCAGUUCAGUAUCUGCCCAUCAAGUCAUCAAGCCCACAGAUUCCAAGUGGAGGAACAAACACCACUGCUGUCAACCUGAGAUUCAAAUAUAUGUCUUAAAACCCGUGUCACAGAGUUAAGGAAACAUUAUGAUUUAAUAUGCAGUUUGUUGCAUUAUGAGAAAUGUAGGCUCCAGUGUUUCUGAUCCUUAACCAGGGACUAAAAGUCUGGAUUUCUCAGCAUCUGGUGCUGUGAAGUUGAGCCAGGUAGUACGUAGUAUAAGUAGAAGAUAAAAUGAUGUACGUGACUCUGAGAAACAGUGUUGAAACUUUGUGAGGAGUUCUGUUAUCAGAUCGGGCUGUGAGUGAAUGUGCUGCUGCUGUUUGUUCAUGGUGGAGUCCUGCAGGUGGAGUUACACUCAGCUUUCAAUGCUUCACAUGUUUGAUUUUAUACAUCACAAACUUCCAGUUUGAGUUUCCACUGUCAGCUCUGACUGUAAAUCUAACCCCAAUAAAAAUAAUAAUAAUACUACUAAUAAUUGUCAUUAUUAUUGUUAUUAUUAUUAUCAUCACAGUGAAGUAUUGUUUGAUUUACAGUUUCAAAGUCAUGUUAACAAAACUAAUGUACUGAUACAUGAGAUGAUAAUACUGCCGUGUCUGCCAGAUGAAGAUAACUUGACUAACUGGACAUUUUUAACAACUUUUCAUCACAUCAAGUAAUCAGCAUCAUCACAGUAACGCUGCUUCUAUGACAAAUGACCACAGCUCCUGUUUCUAUAGAAACCAACACACCUUCAGUAGUAUUCAGUAAUAUUCAGUAGUAUUAGAGGCCAGACUGAAUCUGUUUCUCUUCUUCUGCCUCCAGAGCUCCUCUCUUCAUCCUUCUCAUCAUGCCUGCCACCCGUUCAACCCCAAAUUCAUCCAUCACAUCCUCCCUGCCCCUGACCACUCAACCCAUCACCAUCUUCUCCACCACCUCCACCUACACCAACACCACUGUCAACCCAGCCGCCGCUGUUGCCGCUCACUUCUUCAAUGACCUGUUGGACAAGAUCCCCUUACCUCGAUGGGCGAUUUACACCAUUUUUGUGAGCGGUGGUUUGCUGAUUCUGAUCUGCUGUCUGUGUAUCUGCAUCAAGUGCUGUUGCAAAGGCAAGAAGAAGAAGCGGCUGAAGAAGGAUGAGAGGAUUAUUCUGAAAGAAGUGAAUGGAAAAACCAGCAAAGCUCUGGUGCAACCAGAUGUAGUGGAUGUGGACUAUGGCUCGACCAAACAGGAGGAAAGAGGGAAGAUGCUCUACUCUCUGGACUACAACGCUGCACAGUCUGAGCUCACAGUGGGGAUCAAACAAGCCAGCGGCUUGAAGGCCAUGGACCUGGGAGGAAGCUCAGACCCAUAUGUCAAAGUCUACAUUUGCCCUGACAAAUCCAAAACCUGUGAGACCAAAGUAUUCAGGAACACUCUGAAUCCCAUCUUCAAUGAACAAUUCCACUUCCAGAUAUCCAAGUCUUCACUCCUGAAGUCAACUUUGGUGAUGCAGGUGUUUGACUUCAACAGAUUCUCCAAACACAACAUCAUUGGUGAACUCAGGUUGCAACUCUGCAACGUCGACUGGAACCACGUCAUUGAAGAGUGGCUGGAUCUCACUGAGCCUGCCAAGUUUGAGGAUGAGAACCUGGGGGAGCUCUGCUUCUCUCUGCGUUAUGUUCCUACCGCCAGCAAACUAACUGUUGUGAUCCUGGAGGCCAAAAACCUGAAGAGCAUGGACAUUGGAGGAAGUUCAGAUCCUUAUGUGAAAGUGCAGUUGGCUCUGGACAAGAGAAAGUGGAAGAAAAGGAAGACCUCUGUUAAGAAGAAGACUCUGAACCCUUAUUACAACGAGUCCUUCACCUUUGAUGUGUCCUUUGACCAAAUCCAGAGGGUGAACCUGGUGAUCUCGGUCUGGGACCAUGAUGCCAUGACCCGUAAUGACCCCAUAGGGAAGAUCUUUCUGGGCUGCGACGCCACAGGGAACCAGCUGAGGCACUGGGCUGACAUGUUGUCCAACCCACGGCAGCCGGUUGCCCAGUGGCACAACCUGCUGUCGGCCGAGCAGGUCAAUUCCACUCUGACCCUGAAAAAGAAGAUUCCCCUCGCCAGCAAACUGCCCUUCUGAAGGGAAACAGCAGCACCAAGACAUUUCAAAUACAUCAGUAUGGGAAGAUUGCAAUAUAGUUUUUAGGUAUACUAUGCAGGAUUUUCAGUCGCAGUGUAGAAACACAUUAUUCAGAGUCGACCUCAGCAGCAGCGGCGGUCGAGUGACUUGAAGGAGCAUCGUUAGCAACAACAAAGAGAAGAGAAAUAAAACAAACAAUGUCAUGUAAGGACAGACAGGGACAGCUUGAAGGACUUUUUGCUACUGCUUAUCUGUUCCAUCCUCAUACGUUAUUGGAUGGAGGGCAAAUGCACCUAAUUGUGAAGAAAACAUGGAGACACAGGCAGAAUGGAGAGUAUGGACAUGGAGGGUGAGGACAGGGUCUCUGCACCACACGCUUCCAGAGACUUGUGAAUGAAGACUGAGACAAAUUACUUUCUACAUGUUGUUUUUGAGAAAAUUCCUGUGUAGAAUACCUCUCUAUCUGACUGAACAUUUGAAUAUUUUACACUUAAGAUUAAUAUUUCAUUUUUUGGUAUUAAACUCAGUUAAUUUCAAACCUGAGCUCUUCAUCCUGUCCACAAACACAAUACAAACAUCAAAUGAUUCCUCUCCAUUAAGAGGUAAAACAUGCUGUUGGGGGGGCAAACAGAGAUCGAGAGAGAGAUGGAGGGAGGUUUGGUUUCAAAAUCCUUUCAUUAAACCAUUAACCAGACUUCACUGUGAUCUAAAUGUAGCAUAUAAGCAAGGCUACUGAAGCUAUAUUUAAUGUUUAGCUUAAUGGUAUGAUAGACUAAUAUAAUCAGAAGACAUGGUUCAGCUCAGGGAGAAGUUGUUGCAGUACAUAAAACACACAUACACCAUGUAGAUUUGUUUGGCACCUUAUAUUAACAAUAAAUGACAAACAUACAUACAACAACCAAUAACCCCUGAUAUUUUUUUUAUAUAUUUUUUUGUUAUAUAGAUAUUUUAUUAUUUAGUUUUUUUUUAACACUUUAUCAGUUGCAACAAAUAGUCAUAGAAACAUCAACUAAGGAACAUAAUACAGCCCAGGAAGUGGCACCCACCACCCUGGGUACCAGAUUGGCAACACACAGUUAGCACAGUCCUUUAAGUGUAAUGGUCCAUGGGCAAUUGUGCAUGUGUGUGAGUGAGUGAGAAGGUGUGGGGGGAGGACUGGGCUGCAGCAGUUUCCUACCAGACCGUCAGGAAAAAGCUGGCUAAAGGUUCUUCAACUCCAGGCAGUUCAGUAGCUCGCCAUCAAUUUAUCACCACAACUGGUGAACCUGGCCUGUAUCAAAUAAAAACAGGACCAUUUUAAUUACAAGAUCACAUGUAUGUGAUAUGUUCCAGUGUACACCAUAAAUAAUAAAUUCAAAUAAAUUCUACUUACAUUAACUGAACACAACACUGUUUAAAUACAAUCGGAAAUGCAGUAGAAAUAAUACCAAAUACAAUAUAAUACAAAAUACCAUUGUGACAGAGUAGCACCAGCAUAAACUACCGCAUACAAGGGCUGUGCUAGCAUAAUUAAGCUGGAUGCUAACUAUGUUAACAUGCAUUAACAAAUCACAAAGCGAGGCUGCUGUAGAGGCUAGUUUUAUGGGGCAGCAGUGAUCAUAAAAUCAGCCCAACCAUUUACAGAGGGAGAAAAGGCAACCAUUUUUAAAUGUGAGCCUGAGCAGAAACACCGUUGCUGAUCGUGUAAAUCAGCUUGCCACCAGUCAACAACAACAGCUGAUGGGAAAGGGAAAAGAUUUCAUUGCAUACUCCCUCGCUGUGGAUGAUAGCAACAACACUUAUACUGCCCAGCUGUCAGUCUUUAUCCGUGGAGUGGGUUCAAGUCUGUGCAUAACAGAGGAACUUUUGGGAUUAUUCUCAAUGCACAGCACAACUACGGGAAGGGAUAUCUUUCAGGAGGUAUCCAAAUGUGUGAAUGAAAUAGGGCUGUUUUGGGAUAAACUUGUGGGCCUGACUACAGAUGAAGCACCUACGAUGUGUAGUCAAAAGAGUGGAUUGGUUGGCAGGAGAAGAUGUGGGAGGAAAGCGGCACAGGUGAGCUGACAACUUGUCACUGCAUCAUUCACUGGGAAUUACUGUGCAGCAAAUCCUUGAAAAUGGAACAUGUUAUGAGCACCAUAACACAAGCAGUUCUGGUUUUUCUUUGAAGUAAAUGAAUUCCUGUCUGUUGUUGGCCUGUAGAUAAAAAAUGUUUUCACUUUAAAUUACUCUGGAAACACUGCAUAAAAAGCUAUAAGACAUGUAUGCAGCAACUUUUAUUUAAUGAUUGAUGUUAUAGGAAAUACCUUCUGUGCAGUGUUCGGGUUCAAUAUAUUCAACAAGAUCAUUUCAAUUUGUUUUCAAUAAACACUAAACCAGUCUAUCCCUCGACUUGGAGCAUUUUUUAAAUUUUGGCCCACUAUGUAU
This is a messenger RNA of Scatophagus argus, 4797 nucleotides long. It is a transcript of the gene syt8, whose product is annotated as synaptotagmin VIII. NCBI's taxonomy places the organism in Eukaryota, Metazoa, Chordata, Actinopteri, Scatophagidae. Gene Ontology annotation, cellular component: synaptic vesicle membrane; axon; dense core granule. Gene Ontology annotation, molecular function: syntaxin binding; clathrin binding; calcium ion binding. The record is from RefSeq and is a predicted model, not a curated record. The coding region runs from base 1129 to 2391 and encodes 420 amino acids. The transcript is spliced from 8 exons. Gene Ontology annotation, biological process: regulation of dopamine secretion; synaptic vesicle endocytosis; calcium ion-regulated exocytosis of neurotransmitter.